CAACCGCACGAGACUGUUCAACGGCGCCAGGAAGGACAUUAGCCUUUAGCAGCACCCGGAAACGUUGUUAAAACUGAGCCAAUCAGUAAAUAAAGCGCACAGACCCACGCCGAGAGGGCAACGAGCCGCUUCGAAACAGAAGUGGACUUCCGAAACGAACAUUUUAACAUAAUUUAACACGUUUUCCAUAUAUUUAUGGCGGUUUAAGCUAGCAUCAGCACAGGUCGCUCAACUUUCAAAAUAAGAGCCCAAAAUUCUCUGGCGACGUUUACCACAUCUUAAUGAAGAUUUCAGGUCUGAUCCGAGCUGCAGAGCGCAUGUGUGACCGGAGAAAGAUCCACGUCUUCCUCGGGGCUCCUCCGCCCUCCUGUAGCCCAACCUUGGUGUCCGGAACCGGGUUAGAGGACGAGCAUCGUCCCCCUGCUGGCUGGAGACGCCUGGAGCUCACCUGGAGGGACGGGCAGCUCAGACCUGCAGAUGAUCCUGGAAAUCAGACAGGAGGACGGACAGAAGGCGGCGCUGAUCCAUCCGAGGUGAGUUUACAAAGCCGUGACGAUCCGACCAACCCUAAAGCUGAUUGGACAGAAGAAAGAAAACAAGGACAGGAAGCAGAGACGGGAAGUCUGCAGGAGGAUCUCUGCACAGAGAAGACGUUUCGGACCUCUGAGUCAGAUGCUGGACGGGACGAUCGGUGCUCGGCUUCGGUUCACGAGUAUCUGGACCGCUGUUUCCCUGCAGCUCAGCUAGAUCGAAAAAAAUCAGAACCACCAGCAGCAGCGCCCCCUCUGUCCUCCCAGACUCACUACCUCACCACCUGGACUCUGAGUCAGGCUUUAAUACUGAGAGACAGCAUCCAAUCAGCAUACAGCCCACAGAAAACCCCACCCAAACACACCCAAACGCCUCCCUCCAUCUCCUCCAGCACCCCGGAGCUCUUCAGCCCAGCAACCCCAUCGCCCGCACCCUCCGCCGAGCUCUUCAGCCACCCCUGUCCGACCCCGAGGGCGGAGGAAGGAGGCGUUGUCCUCCAGGCCACCACAGACGGGGUCCUCUGUUCUCAGGUGUCCACAAUUGAUGCUGCCUCCCCCACCAAGUCCCCCGACAGCAAGAAAGCUAGAAUCUCUGCGGAGUCACCUGACAGAGGCGCCACCACCAGGCUCCAAAGUCCCACCACACUCUUGGCCCGGUGUGACAAACCGGGGAUGCGGUACUCCGUUCUGGUGGUAGUGGUUCACCCCUGUCACCUGAAGGAGGUCAAGGUAAAGUCAGGGCCGUCAGCGGGGACCUUUGUUCCUCUGGCGUCUGUCGUAGUGACGGACCAAUCCGGUGUUGAGAUGAAGGUGGUGCUGUGGCGGCGGGCGGCAUUCUGGGCAUUGACUGUGGGUCCUGGAGAGGUUCUGCUCAUCACAGCACUGCAGGUAAACGAGGACAGAUGGAGAGGGGAGACGGUGCUGCAGUCGACCUUCAGCAGCAAACUGCUCAACCUGGGACAGAUCACUGCCUCCUCCUCCCCACCAGUUUCCCAGCAGGUUAAUGCUCGCUCUCUCAGAUCUCUGUGUGGCUUUCUGCGAGAGCGGCGCCCCCUGCUGGUCUCUCUGCCCCAACGCCCCCCUCAAAACCUGAACCGCCUCCCCUAUGCCACCCUGAGGUCACUGAGGGUAAACACACUGGUUCAUGCCCUGCUCCGUGUCACGCAUACACACAUCAGCUCAGAGUGGCGAGCUGAGGCGGAGUCUCGCAGCAGGUCAGCGGUUCAGCUGAAUGCCGUCCUGACUGUGGAGCAACCAGACGGCCAGCAGGGGGUGGUGCUGCUGUGGGGAGCAGCUGUGGACUGGCUGCCUCGUUUCAGCAGAGACAAAGGGGCUGUCUGGGAUUUCCACAUCCUCCUGGUGAGGGAAGGUUUCACCUCUGACCUUCCAGAGCUACACUCCACCCCCUGGAGCACCAUUCAGGCCACAGACCCGACCGACCGCCGAGUGCAGGCCUUCCACCGGACGCAACGCCACCAGAAAGGAAACAGCAGCAAUCUGGAGCUGGACCUGGACACGCUGCUGUCCCAGAAAUACAGUGGUGAUGUGGAGCUUAGAGUCCAGGUUAUCACCUUCCGUUUCCAGGACGCUCCGCCUUCCCAGAAUGCACCUCAGCCCGUCCUGGACAGCUCCACAUCGCUGGAAGGCAUCCUGAUGGCACUGAGCGGUGACAUCACUUACACUGGCUGUGGGCGCUGCUCUGCUGAGCUCGACACAGACGCCAACGGCAUCUACAGUCCCUGUUACCCCUGCCUGCCCCACACCGCCGUACGCCGCUACUAUAGACCAGGCAUGCUGACAGUGAGCGGGCGGGGCUGCAGCCAGGUGUGUGUUCAGGUACCUCCUGUUCCUCUGCAGAAGAUCCUCGAUGCUCCGCCCGAUAAACUCCAUCGUAGCUCAGCACCAGGCUCGGAGGUCAAACACAUCCAGGUGGCAGCAGAGAGGAUCCAGACCCUCCUCUCCCUCCCGAGGAAGACCUUCAUCAUCACCGUCAGGAGCAACUUCCUGUGCGAUGAGAACAGCGUCCCCAUCAGUCAGGACUUCACACUGCUGGACCUCCAGUUCCCCAGCUGAGCCACUGUGGGCUGCACGGGCCUGAGACCAGUUUGGGACCCGUGGGUUCUGGUCCAGGCAUUCACUCAUGGAGCAGUGUCAGCUACUAAAGGCCAGUUUCCACCCCAGGAAGUAGAAGGUGGGUGUUGGAAUUAUAGUAUAAAUUCCAUUCUGUUUAUUAUGAAUGAUCAUAUCUUCUGUUUGUAUGUUUUUAUAAGUUGUUUUAUGUACAUAUGAUAAUGUUGUUUUUAUGUUUGAAAUGGAAACACGUGGUGACAUUUCUUAAAGUUGUAGUUACCUGCAGGCUGUUUCAAGCUCUGUUAUGACCUCUGUUAUGACCUCUGUUAUGACGCAGAGGAAGACGAGAAACACGUGACCCAAGUUUACGUGACUGACUUUAAUGGAUUUUAAUCAUCAAAGCAUGAAAUAUUCCAGCUGUGAUGCAGAUGUGAAGUUUU
Messenger RNA from Archocentrus centrarchus (flier cichlid), 3040 nucleotides. RefSeq names its product shieldin complex subunit 2 (gene shld2). NCBI's taxonomy places the organism in Eukaryota, Metazoa, Chordata, Actinopteri, Cichliformes, Cichlidae. The transcript is spliced from 11 exons. Gene Ontology annotation, biological process: regulation of double-strand break repair via homologous recombination. The coding region runs from base 282 to 2603 and encodes 773 amino acids. Gene Ontology annotation, cellular component: nucleus; site of double-strand break. The record is from RefSeq and is a predicted model, not a curated record.